GCACGCAGCAACAAACUGUUACAAACAUUCCGUACCUUCCCUAGGUGGCCAUUCAUCAACGCUAGAUAUCGAUAGAGGAUGGUGACCUUCAGUACUAGUAGGUUCAAAGGAGGCAACAGUGGCAUGCGCCUUCUCCUCUCGCUAUCCAUAUCGGUGUGGUUUUGCCACCGCCGAUUGGUUGUGGAUUCGUUUUCUCCGCAAGGGGGAAAGGCGACCGUCUUCCGUCCGGACGUCUCUGACAAUCCCGUGCGUGCGAAAAUUGUUACGGAUUUAUCGGGGCAAGUGGCCAUCCGAACCACGAGCCUUCGAUCUUCCCCCGGGUUCCGAGAGCCCGGUGCAAACGCGAAACCACCGUCGGCGGUGCUGCUUGUCGGAACUUCCCGGUCCGAUGCGGGCCUUGUCACGCCCACCGAAGAGGAACGGGGCUUUUUGCACGCCCUCGAAGCGGCGGGGUACGGGAGCGUCGGCCUCGCGCAAACGGUUCCGGAAGACCCCACGGUGUGCUGCUACGAAUUAUCGAGGGCCACGGGGAUGCUGCGGCUGCUGUCCCAGCCGGAGGCGGGGGCUUGCAGCGGCGGCGGUUUCGAGCCGCCCCGGUGGGUCCCGAUGGUGCGCGGGGAAGAAAACGUCCUUGUCGCAAACGGCUGGAGCUUUCUCGAUCCCGACGAGAGCGAGCCCGUCUCGGCCUUUGACAUCGACGACGCCAGUGCCGAAGCGGAGUACCGGCCGAAGUGGGGGGCCGCCGCCGUGGCUGUGGAAGACGCCGGUGGCAGCGGUUCCCUGCGGCUCUCGCCCCUGGGAUACGACGUCUCGCCGCUCUCCGAGGAAGACGUGCUGCGGGAAGCGGACACCACCAACCUGUCGGGCAAUCCGCAUUCGCGGGGGGUCCUGCUGCACGGCCGGACGGAUCCACCCAACACGAAAACGACCUGCAACGGAAUCGACUUUCGGGGAUCCGCCGGACAGUCCGACAUCCCGGACGGGGUCUUUUUUGCCGCCAUCGGGGGACUCCCGCUGUUUUCCUCGAAGGACCUCUCCCCUACUACCGGCUCUUCGGGGUGGCUGUCCUUUGCGAGGCCGCUGGAAAGCUCGCACGUGCUCCACAUCGAUCCGGAGGAAGGUUCCGCGGACCGGCGCAUCGAGGUGGUGUGCGCGAGGACGCGGUGCCACCUCGGCCACUACUUCGGCCCAAUCGAGGGCUACUGCAUCAAUGCGAGCGCGCUGAGGUUUGUAUCGAGCAACGCGGAACAAACCCUCGGUGCACCGCCGUCGUCGCCGUCACCCAGUUUCCUUCCCGCGGGGUCGCUCCCGACCUCCUGGCGAUCCCUGGACGAUGCUGAUGGGCUUUCGCCGUCGCACCGGCUCCUGAAAGUCGUGCUGGAGAAGCACGGAAGGUUUGAGCGGGUGUGUCUGGGGUGCGGUUGUUUCUGGCACGUGGAGCAAGCACUGCUGCGCCUCCCGGGGAUCCGAUCCACCACGGCCUGCUACGCCGGGGGCCACACCUCCUCCCCGGUCUACAAGGACGUCUCGGGGGGAAGCACCGGCCACGCGGAGGUGGUAUCCGUCGUGUACGACCCCGGAAUGUGCCCCAGCAGCGUCCUGUUCGAUUGCUUUCUCGCCAUGCACGAUCCCACCAAGGUACGGGCACACGGCAAGCACGCCCUGAACACCGGACAGUACCGAAGCUGCGUCUUUGUGGAGGACGCUAGCCUCGAGGAGGUAGCCCGCGGUUGCACGGAGCAGUGCCGGAGUCAGCUCGGCAAGGAACUCAGCACGGACAUCCGGCUCAUGGGGCAACGGGAACAACAGCAGCGACAACAAGAAAAGGGAGAGUUUGGCCAUGGCUGGUGCUGGAGAGCAGAAGAUCGACACCAGAGGCACGACGAAAGAAUCAAAGGCAAUCUGAACGGAGGGGGCAACAACAACAACGACAACAAGCUGGCUUUGGGAACGCUGACUCCUACCGAAUGGUUGCGCGAGUACGGCAGACGAACAAGCAGCAUCGUUGGUGGAGUUGCCGAUUUGGAACGAUCGAUCCACCCGGACGACGACGGGAUGGCGAUGAUGAUGAUUUAAUUGUUUCAAAUAACGUAGAGAACACCAA
Pseudo-nitzschia multistriata is the source of this 2104-nucleotide messenger RNA. The record is from the annotation of a GenBank genome assembly. Lineage: Eukaryota; Bacillariophyta; Bacillariophyceae; Bacillariales; Bacillariaceae.